GCGGCGUUCGGCCCUCCAUGUGACGGGUGCGGCCCAGGCAAUCGAGCGCGCUGCCGAGAGAGCGGGCCUCCGCACCGCCGGCGGGAGAGUUCACAAUGACGAAUGAAGAACCUCUCCCAAAGAAGGUUCGUCUUAGUGAAGCAGAUUUUAAAGUUUUGCCUAGAGAUGAACUUAUCCUAAGGUGGAAACAGUAUGAAGCGUACGUGCAAGCUUUGGAGGGCAAGUACACAGACCUUAAUUCUAAUGAUGUGACGGGAUUGAGAGAAUCUGAAGAGAAACUGAAACAACAACAGCAAGAAUCUGCCCGAAGAGAAAAUAUUCUGGUCAUGAGGCUGGCAACUAAAGAACAGGAGAUGCAAGAGUGUACUUGGGCAUCAAUGAGAAGAGCCUGGCUUCGCCUUCUUUACUCCCCCCACCAGAAUCAGAUUCAGUACCUCAAGCAAGUCCAGCAGCCUAGUGUUGCCCAACUGCGAUCAACAAUGGUGGACCCAGCCAUCAACUUGUUUUUCCUAAAAAUGAAAGGUGAACUGGAACAGACUAAAGACAAACUGGAACAAGCCCAAAAUGAACUGAGUGCCUGGAAAUUUACGCCUGAUAGCCAAACAGGCAAAAAGUUAAUGGCGAAGUGUCGAAUGCUUAUCCAGGAGAAUCAAGAGCUUGGAAGGCAGCUGUCCCAAGGACGUAUUGCACAGCUUGAGGCAGAGUUGGCUUUACAGAAGAAAUAUAGUGAGGAACUUAAAAGCAGUCAGGAUGAAUUGAAUGACUUCAUCAUCCAGCUUGAUGAGGAGGUAGAGGGUAUGCAGAGUACCAUUCUAGUGCUUCAGCAGCAGUUGAAGGAGACUCGCCAGCAGUUGGCGCAGUACCAGCAGCAGCAGUCCCAGGUCUCCAACCCAGGUACCAGCAGGACUCCAUCUUCUGAGCCUACAGACCAGGGAGAGGCUGUGGGUAAAGACUGCAGCCGUCUGGCUAACGGACCAAGCAAUGGUAGCUCCUCCCAUCAGCGGACGUCUGGGCCUGGAUUUUAUAGGGAGGGUAGCAGCACAGAAGAUGACUUCCCGGCUUCUCCAGGGAAUGGUAAUAAGCUGUCCAACCACUCUGAAGAUAGAACUGGUAGAGGAGGUGGUAGCUACAUAAACCAACUCAGUACUGGGUAUGAAAGUGUAGACUCUCCCACUGGCAGUGAAAACUCUCUCACUCACCAUUCAAAUGACACAGACUCCAAUCAUGAUCCUCAAGAGGAGAAAACAGUAAGCAUGAAAGGUAACAGAACUGCGGGUUCUCGGCAUGUCCAGAAUGGUUUGGACUCCAAUGUAAAUGUGCAGGGUUCAGUUUUGUAACAUUUUUCUGCAGCAUUUUUAUACAGUGUCAUUUAAAUUGGGAGAGGAUACUGUUCAGAAGCUGUUAUUAAAUUAGUGCAUACUUGUCACAAUUUUUGCCUUUUUGUGGAUUUCUUUUUGCUUCAAUACCUCUGCCACUUUGGGAAUUUUAACAGUUAAUUACGUUGAAUGUUGCUAAAAGGACAUUUGUGUAGCUCAAGUUAUUUUUAUAUGAGUUAAUGUGAAGUUGAAAUGGAAAUUCUUUCCAUAAAGUAUAACAUAAAUGAUGUCUGUACAAAUCUGUGUAUAUCUAGAACCUGUGCUGUGUAAGGGCAUUCUUACUCAUACUGUUAUACUUAACACCACCUUUGAGAUUUGUCAUAAUAUCUGUGGGUUUAUGACUGCCAAGUUUGCCCAGUACAGUAGUUUUAUCACUAAAAGAUGGACUUGCUGAAGGAGUCCUUUAGUAGUUUCAGUGUUAAUUACAGUUUUUCCCACCAUACAUCUGUGCAUUUUCUCCUUAGGUGACCGAAUGUUUAUGAAUUGUGUGCAUAGUUACUCAGUUUUUAAGAACUGUUGUAUCCUGUUUAUGCAUAUUGCUCUGUGACUCCAAUAUUAUCUUACCUGUACUGACCAAACCUAAAUAAAAACUUUUAAUAAUGUAA
Messenger RNA from Lagopus leucura (white-tailed ptarmigan), 1981 nucleotides. RefSeq names its product WT1 associated protein (gene WTAP). Gene Ontology annotation, cellular component: nucleus. The record is from RefSeq and is a predicted model, not a curated record. Gene Ontology annotation, biological process: regulation of alternative mRNA splicing, via spliceosome. Lineage: Eukaryota; Metazoa; Chordata; Aves; Galliformes; Phasianidae. The transcript has 9 exons. Bases 96 to 1337 code for a protein of 413 amino acids.